AUGACAACAAAAGAUCAUGAAGAUGCAUCAAUUAUAAGAAUCCAAAAGUUAAUCCGAGGGACUUUAGCUAGAAAAUCAUUACUAGUCACAAUGCCAGAGUAUUCAGCCUUUAUUUUUCGAAAAAGAAACAGAGAAAAUUACGGACCGAAAAUCAUGUAUGAUUCAAACAUGAUUUUUGACGAUUUUGCAAAUGAAUUAAGACGGUAUAAAUUAAAAAACACAGCCAAACCUCCAGGUAUUUCUAAUUCUAAAAUUGAGAAAAAAGCAGAGGACAGUAAAGAUUCUGAGAAAAAGUCUGAGGAAGAUGUGACAAUAAAUGAGCCAGAAGUAAAAGAAAAUCCGGGACAGGAUGAAAAAAUUGUAAAUAAGGAAGAAAAUUUUAAAGAAAAUUUAGAGGAGAAAAAAAUUGAGAAUAAUGAAAGCAGAGAGAUGGUAGAGAAGAAUGAAAAACCAAAUCCUGAUUAUUUAAAUUUGGAUAAGCUGAAUGAGAUUGAUAAGAAGAGUAUUCAACUAAAUAAAUUAGAUUAUAUUACGAAGGGUGGCUAUAGUCCCAUUUUCAGAUGACCAAUCUCAAAAUAGACCACAGGGUAGUAGAGGUAUGCUACGUUAUUAUGAGCCCGUACCCGAAAACCCUGAUUUCUCUGCUAUUCAAGUAAGGCCACUAAUCAUUAGAAAUAGUGCUGGGUUUCUCGCUUUAAGGCUAGCCUAACCCUUGAGCAGCUUCUUGUGUCAAAAAAAUAUCAGUCACCAAGAGCUGGUCAUUCGCCACCAGCCAUUUUAAGUAUAUAGUAUUCAAGGAAUAAGUGUCAGAGCUGAUUAUAGCCCAGAUUCUUCACGAAGAGAUAGUGUAACAAGCGAUAUAGAUGGAGAUAUCAGCCCUGAGCUUAGCAAAGAUAUUAGUGCUGGAGAUGUAAAUACUUCACGACACAAAGAUAUUCUUAAUAGUGAUAUAGAAGGCAUAAGUGAUAUAGAAAAAGAAGAAAUUGGCACAAUAAUCCAUGAUAAAUCCCAAGAUCAAAUAAAUGAAAAUGAGUUAGGUGGACGAAAUUCUGGUUCUGAUAAAGAAGAAAACUCAGAUUUAUAUAUAAAAGAAGCAACGGAAAAUAGUCAAAAUAAAGAAACAGAAAAUCUGAAAGAAAUGCAAACUUAUGAUGAAAAGUCUGAAAAUAAAAUUAGUGGAAUUAUAAAUGAAAAAGAUGGGACGCCUAAUGCAGAAAAUUUACAAAAAAAUAUUCAGAUUGAUCAAGUGGAAAAGGAGAUUGGAGGUGAAGAAGAAAUUGCUAAUGGGGAAGAAAUAGAAGAAAAUGGACAAAAUGAAAAUAGCUUGAUAAAAGAAGAAAAAUCAGAUAUAGUGCACAAAAAUAAUCAAGAUAUAGCAUUAGAUUAUAUUCCGGAAAAUUCUUGUAAAGAUUCAGCAGAAGAAGAAAAAAUUAAAAUAAAUGAGGAAAAUACUGUCACAAAAGAAGAUAAUUCUGAAGAUACUUCAGAAAGACUUAAAAAUAAGGAUUUAGUGGAGUUUCAAAAUAAAGAGCAGCAAAGCCAGUCUAAAGAAGAAUCCAGUCAAGAGGAAGAUAAAGCCUCUAAUCUCUUAGAAGAAAAGCAAGAUCUUAAUAAAAAUCAACUUCAAAAUGAAACUUCUCAGGUUGCUAAUAAAAUAGAAAUCUGUGAAAAUGUUGAAAAAGAAGAAGCAGCAAAAGCUGCUAUAAAUGGCCCAGAAAAAGAAAUUGCUAAAAUAGAUAGUAUUCAAGAAAAUGCAAAUAGAAAAAAAAGCUUGGCUUCUAUGAGAAAAAAUGAAGAAGAAAAAGUUUUGAUAACUAAUAAAGAUAUUCUCAAAGAUAAUCAGAAUACCAAAAAAGCCGAAGAAGAAAUCUAUAAACAUGAAAAAGUUGGAGUAAAUAAGGAUUCUCCAAAAGAAAAUAACUCAGGGAGCUCUUUGGAAAAUAAAAAUAAAGAAGUUGAAAACCCUUCAGAAAAAGAAAUUUUGAAGGAAAAUCAAGGAAACAGUAGUGAAGUUCCAGAAGUCCAGCAAAACCCUACAGAAAUCAAAUUAAUCCAUGAAAACACAAAAACAGCUAUCAUAACUCUAGAGGUUCAAAGCGAAAGGAAUUCUGAUUCACUUGAGAAAGUUAAAGCAGACCAGCCAAUAAAGAAUGAUGCCGAAUUUAACCUAGAAAAAGCCAAUCUCAGCAAUUCAUUUAGAGAUUCUCCUGCUCGAAAAAUAGAGCCGAACUUGGAAGAAGCAAAGGAAAAUAGUCCAGCAUCUUCUAAAGUUAUAGCACAAGAAAUAAUUAAAGAUGAUAAAAGCAGCAGCCAGAAUAAUGCUGAUAAAACAGAUGGACAACAAAUAGUUGAAAAUCCUAUAGAUUCUGACUCAAUUGUAAAACAAGAAGCGGAAAAGCUUAUUCGGAAGAAUUCAAUGAAGUCAAGCACCCCAAACAAUUUUGAAGAUAGCAAAAUAGAUAUUAAAAAUGAGCAAAAAGUUAUGCCUGAAAAUGAUACCAAUAAAUCUCAAGAACCUUUAGCAGGCAUAGAUAAUUCAGAAAAUGGCCAGGAUAAAUCAAAAAAUAAUACUGCAGAGAUUUCAGCAGAAUUUCCAAUAAAAAAUGAAUUAAUACUUGCUAAGAAAGAAAGUAAUACAGAGAAAAUAAUAAAAGAUUAGAUUGGAUUAAAUUCUAGCAGUAUACAGAGAUUACUGCAACCCUCGCUGCCCCACAGAUAGCUUCGUGUUGGCUCUAACUCCCCCCCCCCCUCCGUGAGCGAAACAAAACCAUUAGAAAAAUCGCCAUUUUUUGACCAAAAACCCACCCUCCGUGAGUGAACAAAAACCCACCCUCCGUGAGUGAACAAAAAUUUUUUUAAUAGAAAAAAAUUUUAAUGGAAAAAAAUUUUGAUAUAUAAGUGAUAAUUAGUAUAAUGAAAUCUAGAGCUAAUUCUGUUUAAUUUUAAACAAAUUGCGUUUUUAAAACAUAAAUUUUGCAAAUUAAAUUAAUAUUUGCUUCCCAAUUUUUGCAAAUUAGGAUUUUUUUUAAAUUUCGAAAAAAAAAUUUUUUUUAUAAAAUUUAUAUAUAAAUUUUUUUUAAAAAAAAAAAUUAACCCCCCUCCGUGAGCGAACAAAAUUUUUUUGUUCGCUCACGGAGGGGGGGGGGGAGUAAGCGCUAUCUCAAACCUGUCCUUUCACUUCUGAUGCUACCAAAAAUGAUGACGUAGGAGCUCUCUCGGGAGAUCGCCUUACCUGGCUCCUUGGUCCCAAUAAACGUCAAAGAUUCCCUGAACCUCCGACAGGGCUUGGAGUCUGAGUGGACACCUUUGCCUCAUCCAUGACCUAUCUGAGCCAUAUUGCAGGAUCGUUAAUGCUCCCAUAUAGUGCUGAGGGACAUUCUCAAGCAUGUAGAUCUACAAUCUAGAAAAAAGGUUGAGGGUCAGCCCAUAGAUCAAAAAAAAUCUACUCCUAGAACUUUUUAAUGUAGCUCUUCUCCUCUGGGUCCGGAUAAACUCUCAGAUCACCAGAAACCAGUCAGAUCACAUAUUUUAGUAAUUCUAAUAAAAAAAGAAGAAGAUACGUCAAAUUAUUUUGAGAAAGAAUAUGAUUCUACCCAAAAAAUACCAGAAGAUUUUGCAAGGCUAAAAGAUAAAGAAAAUGAAGAAAAGCCAUCAAAAAUUAUUAAGCAAGAUACACAAAGAAGUGAGAAAGUUAAAAGAUACCCUGAUAAUUCAGAAGUAAGUAAAAAUGAAAUUGACCCAGAAGAAAAAGAGUUAGAAAAAAAUUAUGACAAAGAAGACUAUAAAGUCGCAGAGAAUAGUGAAAAAGAGAAAGUUCAAAGACAAGAGGAUCAAAGCAUCUAUGAAAAAAUUAACCUAGACUCAAAAAGCCCAAGAAAAAAAUCGAUCAAAGCAAAUAUUAGUAUUACAGAAAAUAAGUCUAACUCCUCCCCCAUACUGAGUGCAUGAUUUUAUUGAAAAUUCUUAAAUUAACCCAUCCUGGUUCAUAUAAUCCACAUGAAGCAAUUCCUACAAGCUUAAAUAAAACUAUCAAUCUUUGAUUAUAAUGAAUAUCAGAGAUAUUCAGUAUAAUCACUUCUACACAACUUUUAUGCGAUUUCUAGCAUAUUUAGUAAUAUAUUAUAUACUCUAUCUGGUUAGUGCAUAAAAUAUUUUAUAUAGAAAAAAAUUUUAACCCAAUUUACAUAUAAUUUUUUCCAAAAAUUUUAUUUUUCAUCCUUAAUCGAACUAAAGCGAUCAGCACCAUCAAAAAUGGAGGGAUAAGCAAGAAAGAGAUCAAACUAUAGCUCCAAAGUACUAUAUGCCAGCUCUUAUUAGCGGAAUUAAGCCAGAAGUAGUCCCAGAAAAUCGCAAAGAAUUUAAUACUACCGAUCACAUUAUAAAUCACAAGCCAGAAGAAGCUUCAGAAAACCCCCCUGCAGCAGAAAAUAAAAUUCGAGCAAACAGCGAUAAUUUUCAAAAUCCACCCUCAAAAAAAUUCGAUUCCCCCAGCAAGCAGCCUUUUCAUCGGAAUUUUCAGAAAAAAAGUGAACGAAAAGCAGAUAACACAGAUAAAAAAGAUAAGAAAAUUAAUUCACAAACAAGCAAGCCUUCAAAAUCACAUGAAUUAGAAGAAGGAAAAGGGCUUACUCUGGAGCAUAAUAAAAACUUAGAAAAAAUUAUUGGCAGUGAUAUUUUUGCUGACCAAGAUUUUCAAAAUCAAAAUCCACUUUUUAAUCCGCCUCCACAAAGUGUGAAGCAUCAAAAAUCAAAGCCACCUCUUCCGAAAGAAGAAAAGAAUAGCUCUUUUUUGCAAGAAGAAUUAAAAGAUCUAAAAAAACUUCCAUCAAAUAAAUCUCACCAAACUCCUGCUUUUUCAAUAUAUUCAGAUGGAAGUUCUUAUUUGUCUGAUAAAAGUAUCAAUGUGAUUAGCAGUAGAGUUACACCUAUACAAAGUGCAAUAAACUCACAAGAUCCUAUAAAUCCUCUUUGAAGUCAGUCACCUAAUGAUUUCUUACAAAAAGAUCCUGAUUCUAUGCUAAAUUUCCUUUAUUUAAUAGCUUAAAUUAUAAACUGUUUUCAAAAUUAAAUAUUUUCAAGAGAAUUAAUUAGAAAAAAAAUUUGGGUAGGUAAGAAAAAACUUCUACCCAAACCAAGAGCUCCGAAGCAGUAAAAAUCCAAUUCUUCCACAUCUUGAUCAAACUGCCACACUAACGAAAAAGCGCAGCCCAAAAAGUCAAGAUUUUUUUGAAAAUCAUCCUCAAAAAAUCCCAAGUGACACCACAAACUUUUCUUCUACUCCAGCCAAAUUCAAGUCAAAAUCCCUAAACCAAACCCAUUACCAUGCAAAUCCUUAUAACAACGAGCCUGCCGACCUAAAUUUUGACCCAAGUAUAUACAAAACCAAAAAAUCUAAAACAAAAAACAGCAAAGAACUAGACGACUUAACAAAUCCAAAAACAGCUGGACAGUCCAAAAAGUCAACUUCUUAUGGAAAAUAUAGGUUCCAAUAUAAUCUUCAGCCAAAAAGUACCACAAAUGUGCUAGUUUUAGAUAAAGGGAGUCCUUAUGAGCUUGAAAAAGGGAUGAAAAUGCUACAAGAAUUUUUUGGGGUAAAAGUAGACAUUGUGGAUAAUAACCACAAAAAGAAGAUAAGAAUUAUCAAGCCAAAGCUGCAGAAUAUAAGGCUGCCUGCAAUUAAAACAAAAAAAGUCAUGAAAAAAGAAAAUUUGAUACUUUAA
Molecule: messenger RNA, 5720 nt
Organism: Blepharisma stoltei
Lineage: Eukaryota; Ciliophora; Heterotrichea; Heterotrichida; Blepharismidae
Source: the annotation of a GenBank genome assembly